UCAGAACACUUCCACUUUCUGUUGUGAAAGAAAAACCAGGAAGUGAAGUCCCCGAGCACGUUAGAAGCCCGCUGUGGCCUGACUCCUGACUCAGGGCAGCUCAGACUCAGGGCUGACCGCUUGGAACCAGAGAUCCUCAGCCUGCAGGGAUGCUCUGAAGCCCCCCUGACCCUGGAGGAGCUGAGGUGAGGGGUGAGGACUUACAGCGACUCGUGCCAGGACUCACCGGCACUCAGAGCCAGGAGGUUCCAUUUGCUGGGAGCACCAAGAGAUGUGGUCCCCUCACAGGGCUUGAAUUUCCUGCUGCUAUUCAUAAAGAUGCUUUUUAUCUUUAACUUCUUGUUUUCCCCACUUCCAACCCCGGCACUGAUCUGCGUCCUGACCUUCGGAGCUGCCAUCUUCCUGUGGUUGGUUAACAGACCUCAGCCCACCUUGCCUCAUGUUGAUCUGAACAAGCAGUCGGUGGGAAUUGAGGGAGGAGCACGGGGAAGUAUUUUCCAGAAGGACAAUGACCUACUACACUACUACUUCUCAGAUGCCAAGACGCUAUAUGAAAUCUUCCAAAGAGGACUUGCUGUGUCUGACAAUGGGCCUUGCUUGGGAUAUAGAAAACCAAACCAGCCCUACAGAUGGCUGUCCUACAAACAGGUGUCUGAUCGAGCAGAGUACCUGGGCUCCUGUCUCUUGCAUAAAGGACAUACACCAUCACAAGACAGCUUGGUUGGCAUCUUUGCUCAGAAUAGGCCAGAGUGGGUCAUCUCUGAGUUCGCCUGUUACACGUACUCCAUGGUGGCUGUGCCCCUGUAUGACACCUUGGGAGCAGAGGCUGUCAUAUACAUCAUCAACAAGGCUGAUAUCACCACGGUAAUCUGUGAUACACCCCAAAAGGCAUUAGUCCUGAUCAGUAAUGUGGAAAAGGGCCUCACCCCAGGCCUGAAAUUGGUCAUCCUCAUGGAUCCCUUUGAGGAAGACCUGAAGAAGAGAGGGGAGAAGUGUGGAGUUGAAAUCUUAUCCCUGUUUGAUGCUGAGAAUUUAGGCAAAGAGAACUUCAGAAAACCCGUGCCUCCUGCUCCAGAAGAUCUGAGCAUCAUUUGCUUUACCAGCGGGACCACAGGUGAUCCCAAAGGAGCCAUGUUAACCCAUGCAAAUAUUGUUUCCAAUGUUUCUGGUUUUCUCAAAAGUGUGGAGGGUGUUUUUCAGCCCAGUCCUGAGGACGUGACUAUAUCCUACCUCCCCUUGGCUCAUAUGUUUGAUAGGGUUGUACAGGCUGUUGUAUACUCUUGUGGAGCCAAAGUCGGAUUCUUCCAAGGAGACAUUAGACUGCUGCCUGAUGACGUGAAGACCCUGAAGCCCACAUUGUUCCCUACAGUGCCUCGACUCCUUAACAAGAUCUAUGAUAAGGUACAAAACGAAGCCAAGACACCCUUGAAGAAGUUCUUGUUGAACUUGGCUGUUGCCAGUAAAUUCAGUGAAGUGAAAAAGGGUAUCAUCAGACGUGACAGUCUGUGGGACAAGCUCAUCUUUGGAAAGAUCCAGGAAAGCCUGGGUGGGAAGGUUCGGUUCCUGAUCACCGGAGCUGCCCCCAUCUCACCUCCCGUCUUGACAUUCCUCCGGGCAGCAAUGGGAUGUCUGGUGUUUGAAGCUUAUGGUCAAACAGAAGGCACUGCUGGCUGUACAAUUACAUUACCUGGGGAUUGGAAAUCAGGCCACGUUGGAGUCCCCAUGGCUUGCAAUCAUGUGAAGCUGGAAGAUGUACCUGAUAUGAACUACUUUGCCGUGAACAAUGAAGGAGAGAUCUGCAUCAGGGGCCCCAAUGUGUUCAAAGGGUACCUGAAGGACCCCGAGAAGACACAGGAGACCUUGGACAAGGAUGGCUGGCUUCACACAGGAGACAUUGGUCGCUGGCUCCCGAACGGAGCUCUGAAGGUCAUCGACCGAAAAAAGAACAUUUUCAAGCUGGCCCAAGGAGAAUACAUUGCUCCAGAGAAGAUAGAAACUAUCUACAUCAGGAGUAGUCUGGUGUCGCAGAUUUUUGUACAUGGGGAAACCUUACGGUCAUUCUUAGUGGGAGUGGUGGUUCCUGACCCGGAUGCACUUCCCUCAUUUGCAGCCAAGAUUGGGGUAAAGGGCUCUAUUGAAGAACUGUGUCAAAACCAAACUAUAAAGAAAGCCAUAUUAGAAGACAUACAGAAAACUGGGACAGAAGGUGGCCUUAAAUCCUUUGAACAGGUCAAAUGCAUCCAUCUACAUCCAGAACCAUUUUCCAUCGAAAAUGGACUCUUGACACCAACCUUGAAAGCAAAGCGGGGAGACCUUGCCAAGCACUUUGGGACUCAAAUCAAGAGUCUGUAUGAGAACACCCAGGAGUAGCUUAAGUUUGCUGCUGAGCUGGAAGCUGUGGGUAAAGGAGCUGAAACUCACGUCAAGUGUAGCUUUCCAGUGAAUGAAGCAAGCACUGAGUAGCAGCCUCCCAGACUGGGAAUGAAGGCAUGAAGCCUGCACAGCAGCCAUAUCUCCUGGGAAGGAAUCGACUGAUCUUUCCUCCUGACUCCACUUCCUGCUGUACCUUACCUGCCUUCAACACUGAUAUCGCCUGAAAAUAUAAGGUGUUAAGAAUAAACUAUUGCAGACAACUGAA
Capra hircus (goat) is the source of this 2638-nucleotide messenger RNA. It is a transcript of the gene ACSL5, whose product is annotated as acyl-CoA synthetase long-chain family member 5. The record is from RefSeq and is a predicted model, not a curated record. Bases 319 to 2370 code for a protein of 683 amino acids. The transcript is spliced from 22 exons. Gene Ontology annotation, cellular component: membrane; mitochondrion; endoplasmic reticulum. Gene Ontology annotation, biological process: long-chain fatty acid metabolic process. Gene Ontology annotation, molecular function: arachidonate-CoA ligase activity. Lineage: Eukaryota; Metazoa; Chordata; Mammalia; Artiodactyla; Bovidae.